Messenger RNA from Menidia menidia (Atlantic silverside), 1843 nucleotides. Lineage: Eukaryota; Metazoa; Chordata; Actinopteri; Atheriniformes; Atherinopsidae. The record is from the annotation of a GenBank genome assembly.
AGAAACCACCUCCCUGUCGCACGUUGGAAUCCCCCUUUGUGUCUGGCUGCCUCCCUUCCCUUCCCUUCCCUCUCCCCUCAGUGUGCUGCCUGCUCUAUAUGUGGCACUGGAGCGGCUGCAGGAAUCCAGUCCAAAUGUUUUCCAUAUUAGUUCAGAGUCGUCUCUGUUUUCAAAUAGCAGUUGAGCUGGGCUUGGUUAGAGCAGGAAGGGAGGGGAAGGGAAGGGAAGGGAAGGGAAGGGGUGAGUGGCAGACGGCAGGCAGUCCUCCACCCCAAACACUGUAACAGUAAGAGCCGUGAGGGCAAACAGGGGGGAAAAAGUCAGAAGGCAGCAGGCAAUAUGGGACAGGGGCGUAAAGGUUCCUCAGACAAGGAGGGCAGGAAGAAGAGGGAUGAGAGCCCAGCGCCGGAGGACGGCGGAAAGUGCCGAGUUUGUCGUUUCCCUCUGCUCGUCGCCCUGCUCCAGCUGCUGUUGGGGGUGGCUGUCACAGUUGUGGCCUUCCUUACGGUGGCCGUCAGCCCCUCGCUUUUGGCCCGGGAGACGCCUCACUGGGCCGGCAUCGUUCUGUGCUUAGUCUCCAUCCUGGGCUUCAUCCUGUACUGUGUCACCUACCAGCCAGAUGAGAGGUCGUCCGUGCAGUUCAUUGUCAAACUCCUGUAUUUUGUCCUGUGCACCAUCGGCCUGGUACUUUCAGUGCUGGUCGUAGCGUUUGCUGGACACCACCACUCACAGGCCAGCAACUUCAUCUGUCAGGAGGCAGCAGAGGACUGCGUGUGCGUGCUGGAUCCGAGUGACCCAAUAGCUCGCACUUUCCGAUAUGAGGACGUUAGCGACUGCGAGGCAAUCACUGGAACCCUUCCAUUCUACUUCCUGCUCCAGAUAUUCUUGAACCUGGCUCAAGCGCUGGUCUGCGCUGUGGGGGCGUUCAUCAUGUGGAAGCACCGCUACCAGGUCUUCUUCGCCGGUCUUCAGAUUGGCUCUCCCUCCACCCAGCAGUGGCAAAAAGUCUAAUAGUCUAACUUUUGCCAUGCAUUUUGGCGUGCCUUAGAAUUCGUUCUGCUUUCUGUUCUGUACAGACAGGUGACCAUUGAGGGGAAAAACAAACACCAAGGCUCUUAAUAAGGCUUCUGGAUCCUUUUACUGAAGGGUCAAAAAGAUCAGUUUUCCCCCUUUUCGUCAUCUUUCUGUAUAAUACAUCAAAUGUAUGUGGUUCUUGUAUAAUAAUGGCUCUUUGCACACAUUUUGUAUACCAAAUAGUUAACUUUGUACUUGGAACUGUCAAAUUUAAAUACAUGAAAAUCCAAUGGACAAAUAUUUUUGAAAAACAAUCGUUUGUGUUUUACAAUAAACUUUCUCAAAAUGUUUCCAAAUAUUACGCCAAUGUCUGUUAUCGUGCCACUAAAACCAAUAUCUCUGAUUUCUUUUUUUACUCUGAAAAUCCACACAUUGUUUAUAUGGUGCCUUUUGGAUUUAGAUUUAUUGGGAUCUUCAUUGAAGUUUUAGGUACAGAAUCACUGUGUUUUCGGGUUGUGAUUUGCAUAUAUUAUAGAAAUAAAUUUGAAAAAUGAUUAUACCUCAGGCCAUCUUUUGAUAAUAUAAAUAUAUAUUGUUUCAUAUCAUUGUCCUCUCAUAUGAUUUGCUAAUAUGAAAUAAUACUUACUUGCUUUGGAAAACUGUUUUUCUACUUGAAAAAAGUUAAAUAUUUAUAUCAUAAAAUGCAGCAGUUACACUCUAUCCUGUCUCAGAGGUUUUGUAAGGCUAACUUUAUUACAUGCUUUAUUAAGUUAUGAUAAUAAAAUCAAAUUACUCCAAGUUUUUUUAAGCUUAUGCUGUUUCCAGCUCA